CUGGUUGUGCAUCCAAUACAAGACGACCACUUGAUGUUCGCGUUGUGUCGCGAUUUGCGGAUCAGAAUGUGGUCCAUCAAACGCCAGGAUUGCCUACUGUCCCAAUCAUUACUACAGCAAACCCACACCACACAGAAGCUAUAUUCUAAUAUGAAUGUUCGACGGCCCGUCAUAUUAAAGAAAUGGAUUUCGAGAGACAAUUCGACACUAUAUUUGGCGGCAUUUAUUGCUGGCGGAGAACAGCGACAAUUCACUCUAUUUCAACCCAUACUUGAGAGCAAUCACUACUCGUUGAGGCCCUUAGCCGUCGUCAAUGCACCCGAAGCUGAUUUGAUUGACUUUUGCAUCGCCAACGACCAGAUU
Oppiella nova is the source of this 363-nucleotide messenger RNA. The record is from the annotation of a GenBank genome assembly. NCBI's taxonomy places the organism in Eukaryota, Metazoa, Arthropoda, Arachnida, Sarcoptiformes, Oppiidae.